CCCUAGCACGGGCUAAUGCUAGAGCACAGCUCUACCCUGACCACACCUUUUAUACGAAACCUCCCUUUUAUAGUCUGAGCUUCACAGAUCUUGAAGAUCCUUUUUGUUGGAGGAACUUCAGGGCUAGUGGGAUCAGCUCUGCACUGAGAAAUUCACUCGGAGAAGAGUGGGGUAAAUUCUGCUUUGGUCUAUGUCCCUUUUUGUGCCCUGCUUGUAAUAAGGGUUUGACGCACAGAAUCGCUGGCAAGAAACUGAAAUUGGAUGAUGAUCCCAAGAGGUCAUACUCCAGUGGCUACUACUCUACAGCCAGCCCAGGACAAGUUUUGGGGGUCAGCUGCCUCUGACGGAGCCCUCCUCUCUCCAACUACUUGAUCAGGCUGCUUGUUACGGAGGGGAUAACAGCUUGCCAGGGCAGUGUGGCGGGGCUGAAUCUCAUUACAGGCUGGGCUGAGAGAAAGCUUGUGCCCGGAGGAUACGAAGAACAUCGAGGCGCUGAAACUUACCAGGGCUCAGGAAACAGGGACAACCCUUGUGCAAGAUGACACAGUCCCUUGUUACUCCUCUGGGUCAAGAAGAGGUUCCAGAAGAUCUAGUGGUAGCCCAACGGGAGGACACCUGACAAGGAACAAUCUGGUGCAGAAGUAUCACAAAUCAUCCUAUAAUGGAGGCAACCAGACAAACGAGAAUUUCUCGACCGCACAAGAUAAGUGAAUCCUCCAAGGUGUACAGAUGGGCUGACCACCCUAGUCUAGUCCUUCAGAGUCUGAAUGAGCAGAGACACCAAGGACUUUUCUGUGAUAUUAUUCUGGUGGUGGAUGAACAAAGAGUCCCUGCCCACCGGAAUCUCCUGGCUGUUUGCAGUGACUAUUUCAACUCCAUGUUCACCAUUGGCAUGCGAGAGGCCUAUCAAAAAGAGGUCGAACUAUUUGGAGCCUCUUACAUUGGUCUUAAAGCUGUGGUGGAUUUCUUAUAUGGUAGUGAGCUGUCCUUAGAUGGUGGCAACAUUGAUUAUGUGCUGGAAACAGCUCACCUGCUGCAGAUCUGGAAGGUGGUUGAUUUCUGUUGUGAGUAUCUCGAAAAUGAGGUCAGCGAGGAGAACUACCUGUACCUUCAAGAGCUGGCCUCUAUUUAUAACUUGAAACGCCUGGACUCCUACAUCGACUCUUUCAUCCUGCAGAACUUCGGCACGCUUUCUUUCACACCUAACUUCCUGCAGAACAUUUCAAUCCAAAAACUCUGCCAGUAUCUGGGGAGCAGCAACGUGCAGCAGGAAUGUGAGCACGACUUGCUGCAGGCUGCCUUGCAGUGGCUGACACAAUACCCGGAAAGAGAAAAUGAGGCUUACCAGGUACUGGACAACAUUCAUUUUCCCUUGAUACCGAAGAGUGACCUCCUCCAUCGAGUCAAGCCUGCUGUGUGCUCUCUUCUCCCAAAGGAAGCAAACUGUGAGGGGUUUAUAGAAGAAGCGGUGAACUAUCAUAACAACGUCACAGCCCAGCCAGUGCUCCAGAACAAGCGGACGGCUUUGCGUACAAAUGAAGAGAGGCUCCUCUUUGUGGGUGGGGAGGUUUCAGAACGGUGCCUGGAGUUAAGCGAUGAUACCUGCUUCCUGGACACCAAAAAGGGGCAAUGGAUAACAGAAACGCCACUCCCAGCCAGGCGAAGUCACCACUGUGUUGCAGUGCUGGGAGGUUUCAUCUUCAUAGCUGGAGGCAGCUUUUCAAGAGACAAUGGAGGGGAUGCAGCUUCAAAUCUUCUAUAUAGGUAUGAUCCCCGCUGUAACCAGUGGAUAAAGGUUGCCUCCAUGAGACAACGACGAGUAGAUUUCUACCUUGCAGCCAUUACAGAUAUGCUGGUAGCUGUUGGUGGGAGGAAUGAAAAUGGGGCUCUUUCUUCAGCUGAGACCUAUAGCCCUCAAAAAGACGCCUGGUCUUAUAUAGCAGGCUUGCCAAGGUUUACCUAUGGGCAUGCUGGCACUGUCUACAAGGAAUUUGUUUAUAUCUCGGGUGGCCAUGAUUACCAAAUUGGUCCCUAUAGAAAAAAUCUCCUUUGCUAUGAUUACCGCACAGAUGUCUGGGAGGAAAAGCGGCCAAUGAUCACUGCUCGGGGAUGGCACAGCAUGUGCACCUUGGAGGACAACAUCUAUUCCAUUGGCGGCAGUGAUGACAACAUAGAAACUAUGGCACGCUUUGACAUUCUGAGCGUGGAGUCUUACAGCCCUCAGUGUAACCAGUGGACCAGAGUCUCUCCCUUGUUUCAAGCAAACAGUGAGUCUGGAGUGGCAGUCUGGGAAGGCAAGAUUUAUAUUCUUGGAGGUUAUAGCUGGGAAGACACUGUCUUCUCCAAAACUGUCCAGGUGUAUGACAAGGAGAAAAACAAGUGGUACAGAGGAACUGACCUUCCCAAAGCUAUUGCUGGUGUGUCUGCGUGCGUCUGUGCAUUGAAACCCAGAAAGGAGGACAAAAAGAAAAAGACAAAAACGAAGAAGCAUCAGGAUCGAGGAAGAUGACACAGCUUGGGAACCUUGUAACUAAUCAAUCUCUUUCUAAUCUUCAUUUUAAUAAAAAAAAAAAAAGGAAAAAAAGAAAACAGUUUCUGAAACCUUAGAGAACAUGUGGUUGAACAUCUUUGGGUGAGGGUCACGUGAAGGUAACUACUACUACUGAAUGGUGGUGAGGUUGCAAAGGGUGCUAUGCUACCCAUCCUGUACAUUUAGGUGUAGUCUGUUACUUCCGUGGUUCUUAGCUUUUACACACUUAUAAUAAUAAUAAUAAUAAUUAAUAAUAAAGGUAAAUUUUAAAAAUUUGAAAACUUUUUGGCUUAGAAAAUUAAAUGAUGGGGAGGGAAAAGAGGACCAAACAUCGGUUUGAAGUUACAAAGAAAAGUCUAGAAGCAAUUGCUAUUGAAAAUUGAUAUGGAUCUUGUAAAUCCUGAUUUCCCCCCCACCCCUUAAAUUUUAUUUUACAAUACUUUCUAGAUUUAUGAGUAAAAGAUUUCUGGUAUGCAUGAACCAAAUUAUACACAUGCUCAGGCAUCUUGGUAAGCAAAUGACAUUUCUGUACUCUUACGUUUCAGAGGGUAUCACACUCAGAGUGUGAGUGUUCUUGUCCAGGCAUGGCCAUGUAACUGAUCUGUGCUCAGUUUAUGAGCUCUGCUGAUCUUUCCAGUGGUGCAAUGGUCUACAAGAUCCAGGGGAGGUGACAGAACCUUUACGUCACUUGUUAAUGACUAGAACUGUGCAAAACUUUCAUAACAAAACCCAAUACCAAGUUUGGUUUUGUUGAUUUCUCCUAAUUCAGGACCAGGCUUUUUAAACCUUUCAGAGACUCUGAAUGGAUUUGUGGCUUUAGGCAGAAGUUACAUAGAACUUGGUCCUUACUUUAAACCAGGUGAGACAAGUAGACUUCACUGUGAGUUUUAUUAGGGGUGGGGAAGGGAAGGUAUUGAAAUCAAAAGCUCAAAAUUAACUUGAGACAAAGAGGAAACACAUUCUACAAAGGGCAAUGGGAUGAGGGGGGGGGGGGAAGUUUGCAGGAGCUGGGAACUGCUGAAUUUAGCAUGGGUCUAGCAAUGAUGACCUCUACCAGUCAGUGCAAGGGGCCAUUAACAGACUCUGGAUGAGAAUCUAACCCAGCACUCCUUGGUGGCUGCAACACUGUUCCUCUUGGAAGAAUGGGCUUAACAUGGGGAAAAGUUGUGGUGGAUUCUUGGGAUGCCAUUUGGGCACAGAUGACUGAACUGUUGGGAGAAUCAUAUACUGGAGUAAUAUCAAGGGAAUUUGACUUAUGCCCACCACACUAAAGAAAUUUUGAUUGUAGACCCUGCCAGUGCACUUUCACACAAGACUGUUUAAAACAGCACUGGGUUAAAGUGCACCAGCAGGGUUAACACGGGCUAAUUAAUGCACAGCAUGUUUGUGCGCUUUAGAAAUCACACCCCUGUAGAGUGCAUUAUCCACCGUGCACAAUCCUUCUGUCAUUCCAUCUUCCACUGGCAGGGUUGUGUCUACUGCAAGUAUUUAAAUUUACCAACUGUCUGGCCAGCCUUCAAGCAUUCACCCAAAGCAGUGUACAAAUGGGCCUUUUGUUUGAUUUGCAAGAAGUUAACCAGCCAUUUCAUACAGUCUCUGUAUUUUUUAUAACAAUAAUAAUAAUUCCAGGCCACAGAUUACUCUCUCAUCCCACCACAAAGAAAUUUUUAGAAAUUUUUGAAACUUUUGUACUUUUUAUAACACAUUUUGCUAAUACCUAGUCUCUAGUUUGCCAUGUUAUGUUAUUUACUAUUGAAGUUCCUGCCCUAUAAUCGUGGUCCUAUUGUUAUAGUUGGGAACUCAUAAUUUGUUGACUCUUUCAGGCUUCGUGUAUAGUCAGUUGUGAUGUGAUGCAGCUGUUAAAGCAGCAUUUACAUUCUCAGCAUUGUCAGGUCUAUAAUUGUGACUAUUGUAAGGCUUUCACUGGCAGUUCAAAUAGUCAGACAUGCUGAUAAAUGCUCUUUUAUUGUCACUCGGUGAUCCACUGAGUGGAUUUCAAGAGCCUUGAUUUAAAGUUCUGCUUUGGUGCUAUUGAUCCAUUUUCUCUAAAUCCUUCCAAGUCCCUCUCCAUCCACAUCUCCAUCACUGUGCAACAUAACCAUGUACUUCAGAUCUGCCUUUUUCCUUUUAUCCUAUGUAUAAGGGAUGUCCUGCCUACUUUUUGCUACUGGGCUGUAUUUGCCUCAUUAAUGUGAAAAUUCUUCUAAGAAAAACUUGUUUGCACUAUAAAAGAAAAAUCAUUUUCAACAUCAUUUGGAAUUUGGGGUCCUCUUUAUCCAUCGAUAAGAAUCAAUUUUAUUUAUUUUUUUAAAUUGAAAGUGGCACCUUGUGACUAGCUGGAGUGAAAGAAAGGAAACAAAUGAUGCCGUGUGACACAAAAAGAUUGAAGAAAACAGGCUUGAGGUAUAUAAGUUGUAAAAAUCCUCUGGCUAUCUUUGAGUGUUUCUCUUAAACAAUAGAAACUAUUAAAUUUAACAAGUUACAAAAAGUCCUCUAUGUGCAGUAAUGAUACCUUUUACAUUGCAUUAGGAAAUAGUUAUUUUUUAAUUGUUCCUAAAAAGAGAUAAUGGAAUGUUUUAGUUAGAACAAACAGAUUAGCUGAUUUAGGUAUCUGAAAACUUGUUUGUUGACUGGCAACUCCUACUUCAUCUUCGUACAACCCUUUUCAUGUGUAAAUACACAACAAAGAUUCCCCAAGAUGCUUCUUUGUUUCUACUGAUUGGCUGCUUUUCAUAUUUUUUUGUUUGUUUUAAUUGUAUAUGCUUGUGUGUUACAUUCUUGAUGUGUUUACACAUUUGAAAAAUAAAACAUGUUAAGAAUUUCAGA
Molecule: messenger RNA, 5356 nt
Organism: Mauremys reevesii (Reeves's turtle)
Lineage: Eukaryota; Metazoa; Chordata; Testudines; Geoemydidae
Gene: KLHL36
Product: kelch like family member 36
Exons: 7
Coding region: 662-2509 (615 amino acids)
Molecular function (GO): cullin family protein binding
Source: RefSeq, a predicted model, not a curated record